AUGGCCCCUAUCGGGCUGGACAAACUGGCGCCGGAGCUGAUCGAGCUUCUGGUGAAGAACGCAUUCGACACGAACAAAGAGCAUAUGGAAAAAGGCUAUGACGUCCCCGCGACCACCAAGUUUUAUACUUCGCCAGAGAAAGACGCCAAACUCGAACGUUUUCAGGUCUGGCGGGAUCUUCUCAACCUGGCUGCCACCUGCAAAUACCUGCGUCGCGUCGCCGCCCCCCUGCGCAACAACCUGGAUGGCAUUGCCGUGGCGUUAAGUCAUGGCGCGGACCCUCAUAUCGGAGAUCGGACCACAGCCGUCUCGUGGACCUUUGGUGAUCAUAUCGGCCGCAAGGACUGGAAGGCCCUCAACCUAGAGGACUAA
Messenger RNA from Fusarium keratoplasticum, 372 nucleotides. RefSeq lists its product as uncharacterized. Bases 1 to 372 code for a protein of 123 amino acids. The transcript is spliced from 2 exons. The record is from RefSeq and is a predicted model, not a curated record. NCBI's taxonomy places the organism in Eukaryota, Fungi, Ascomycota, Sordariomycetes, Hypocreales, Nectriaceae.